CGAGGCUCCAAACCUCAUUCAACACCACUAACAUUAAAAUGGUUAGAAGAGAACUAUGAGAUAGCGGAAGGUGUCUGUAUACCACGUUCUACUCUCUACCUACACUACCUAGACUUCUGUGAGAGAAACGACAGUAACCCUAUUAACGCUGCUAGUUUUGGGAAGAUAAUACGCCAACAGUUUCCUCAGAUCACCACAAGACGAUUGGGUACCAGAGGACAAUCCAAAUAUCACUAUUAUGGAAUUGGUGUUCGUGAAACUUCGUCUUACUAUGAUAUCAUGUACUCUUCUAAAGGUAUUCAAAGUGCUGGAGAUGGAAAGAAAGAGUGUAGUAAACAAGUUAUCGCUUAUUCUCCUCGGUCUAAACUCGGUACCUUACUACCAGACUUUCCCAGUGUCAGAGAAAUUAAAAUUCCUGCAAAUAUCGAAGAGGAAAAGGUAUCGACGUUUCUAGUAAUGUACAGAACACAUUGUCAGCGGAUUCUAGAUACGGUCAUAAGAGCUAACUUCGACGAGGUGCAAAAUUUCCUGAUGCAUUUUUGGCAAGGUAUGCCUAGUCACAUAGUUCCUAUAUUAGACAGUAGUACCAUCGUCAUGCUAGUCGGUGUCUGUGAUUCUAUUCUCUAUAAAGCUGUUUCUAGUGUUCUCAUGCCAACAGUUCUUCAAGCUCUUCCUGAAAGUUUAACUCAAGUUAUCCGACGAUUUGCCAAACAACUAGACGAAUGGUUGAUGCUAGCUUUAAAUAAUCUUCCCGAUACUCUUAGGCGUGUUAAAUUUGAUCUGGCAAGAAGAUUCUCCCAAGUGCUGCGAAGACAGACCUCAUUAAAUCACCUCUGUCAAGCCGCCCGGACAGUUAUCCAUAGUUCGGAUAUUACGUCACAGAUGCUGGAUGAUUGGUUGAAUAUAGAUUUAAACAGUAUAAUUAAACAGACGCUGUAUACUAUGGACCAGUAUACUGAUAAAGACCAUAUGAUCAUUGUCAAUUUAUGUAGUGAGUUUGAGAAGCUGUUAGAAGAACAAUCAGCUAUAGAAUGUUAUAUAGAAUGGCUGGACAAUAUGGUGGAUAAGUGUGUAGUACAGCCUAGUUCAAAGAAGCCAGGAACUUUGCGGAAGAUAGCUCGACAGUUCCUGUUAAUGUGGUCGUGUUUUGGUACCAGAGUGAUCCGGGAUAUGACUUUACACAGUGCUCCUAGUUUUGGUUCGUUUCACCUGCUCCAUCUAAUGUUUGAUGACUAUGUUUUGUAUCUGGUCGAGAGUCUUCAUGGUCAGGAGAAAGGACAUGAUUUCCUCAGAACUAUUAAAGGGGAGGAUACGGGUAAGAUGAUUAUUUCAUUGUGCUGGGUAUUUGGAAGGCAAGGCAUACCAUUAUCUCCAUAUGAUUUCGGGUCAAAUAUGUAUAAAUAG
This is a messenger RNA of Lottia gigantea (owl limpet), 1404 nucleotides long. RefSeq lists its product as hypothetical. NCBI's taxonomy places the organism in Eukaryota, Metazoa, Mollusca, Gastropoda, Lottiidae. Gene Ontology annotation, biological process: regulation of transcription by RNA polymerase II. Gene Ontology annotation, molecular function: RNA polymerase II cis-regulatory region sequence-specific DNA binding; DNA-binding transcription factor activity, RNA polymerase II-specific. The annotation marks the transcript as partial. The transcript is spliced from 12 exons. The record is from RefSeq and is a predicted model, not a curated record.